Messenger RNA from Penicillium angulare, 969 nucleotides. Its product is annotated as ADP-ribosylglycohydrolase family protein. The record is from RefSeq and is a predicted model, not a curated record. The transcript is spliced from 3 exons. Bases 1 to 969 code for a protein of 322 amino acids. Lineage: Eukaryota; Fungi; Ascomycota; Eurotiomycetes; Eurotiales; Aspergillaceae.
AUGUCGAUCUCAUUCAAAUCUCGAGUUUUGGGCGCUAUCUGGGGCAACUGUGUGGCGGAUGCCCUCGGGGGCCCGGUUUCAUUCACAGAACCAGGGACGUUCGAGCCAAUCACUGACCUGAGAUACGUAACGCCAAUGAGACAGCCAGCUGGAUCUUAUUCGGAUGGUGGAGCUAUGACCCUUGCCCUGGCACAGUCCAUUAUUGAUACAGACAAAGUGUACGAUCAAACUCUAGUUAUCCAGUAUUUCCUGGAAUGGUUGAACUUCGGCCGUUUCAGUACAACUAACGAGGCGUGGGAUGUUGGUAUUUCUACCCGAUUGGCGUUGAAUCUCUGGAAUCAACACGGGGUGAUGAAUCUAGACGCAACGCAAGCGAUUAUUACGAGACAGCUUAGUGAUGAGAGGCGUUCUGGAAAUGGAAGUCUUAUGCGGAUUGGACCAGUUGGUAUUAUGCUGCACUUUCAGCCUGAAAUUGCACUUCAGGUUGCAAAGGAGCAUAGCGAUAUUACCCACCCCUCUCCUGCUUGUGGAGAGGCUUGCCAGGCUUAUACGGAACUCAUUUGCGCAGCUAUGCGAGGAGAAUCCAAAGAGCAACUUUGCGCACGAAUUAACAAUUUCUCUUUCACUCACCCUGCGUUAUUUGCACGUUUUGCACCUUAUAAUUCGAUGGCUGAUUGGAGAUCCAAAACCCAUUCCGACAUCAAGAGCAGUGGUUGGGUCGUAGAUACCUUGGAGUCAGCACUAUGGGGCUUCUUCAACUAUGCUCGCUGGGCUGAUGGUGCGUUGGCUGUGGUCAAUCUCGGUGGCGACGCCGAUACUGCUGGUGCUAUAUAUGGGGCUCUUGCAGGUGUUUUCUAUGGGUACGAGUCUAUUCCGGAGAGAUGGAUCUUCGGAAUGGUUAACUCGGAUCAGAUACGAGAUUCGGCGGAGAACUUUGCCCAGCGAGUUAUCUCCGAGCAUUCUUAUUGA